This is a messenger RNA of Gossypium arboreum, 2231 nucleotides long. Its product is annotated as phosphatidate cytidylyltransferase 2-like. The record is from RefSeq and is a predicted model, not a curated record. Gene Ontology annotation, cellular component: endoplasmic reticulum membrane. Gene Ontology annotation, molecular function: phosphatidate cytidylyltransferase activity. NCBI's taxonomy places the organism in Eukaryota, Viridiplantae, Streptophyta, Magnoliopsida, Malvales, Malvaceae. The transcript has 11 exons. Bases 789 to 2060 code for a protein of 423 amino acids.
ACUGUCUUAAAUUUAAAAUUUGAUUGUUGGUUUUUCCUGGGUUUGUGUUAUUUGAUUCAGUUUCUAUAGAUUUUUUUGUUUGUAAUUAAUUAGCUUGAUAGUUUUGAGUGAAAUUCCUCUUUUUAAAUCUACUGCUGAACCUGGAAUUUGAAAUUUUUCAUUGGGAGAAAGUCUAGAUUCAUUAAUUGAUCAAAUUUUCCUGGUUAAAGUAUCGUUUAAGGUUUGAAUGUUAUUUUAAUUAGCUUAAAAGUUGCCAUUCAAUAUAUAUAUAUAUAUAUAUGGUUCUUUCAUCUUGUUGGAAUAUCACUGUUUGCCUUAAAACAUGGGAAGGCUAGAGAUUGGGAUUUCAGUAAUAUUUAUAAAGACCCAUGCCGUGUAUGAUUUUGGACUAGAUGAAAUUUUCAUGUCUUUUUAAAGUUGCUUAUUUUGAACCAGAAGGUGCUUUUUUGCCUAUGAUAUAUGUCUAUUUUGUUUGCUUCAAUGAUAGAGCAUGGUGAAUGUAUGGCUUUAACUGGAUGUGUUCUAGACUAUGUUGUAGUGUAUUUCAGAAGAAAAAGGUUCGAGUGCUGGCAUAUUUAAAUGAAUUUUUUGUGCCUAUGCUUACUUGCUGCAUGAUAUUUCUUCAACUAGCUGAUUAUAGCUUUUUUAUGAAUACCAUUGCAGUGAGUCCCAGUUGUCAUCUCUUUCAAGUGUGUGUAAUUUGGUAGCUCGGACAGUAACAGUUCUUUCCUGCUUCACAAGUAUAUGCAUGUGUUUUUGUUUGACGAUUGACAUUUGACUAAAGAGCCAUGGAAAAGGAGAAUAAUAUAGCCCUAUCAUUAGCUGGUACUUCUCGGGUUCGGCAGCGUAAACGUUCUAAUGAGGUUAUUCCAGAACCUAGCAAACCAAAUGGUGGAACUUUGCUUGUUGAUGACCGUAACAAGUACAAAUCAAUGUGGAUUCGGACAUACUCUACUGUUUGGAUGAUUGGGGGUUUUGCAUUAGUUGUCUACAUGGGUCAUCUCUAUAUCACAGCUAUGGUGGUGGUUAUCCAAAUAUUUAUGGCAAAAGAGCUGUUUAAUCUACUCAGAAAAGCACAUGAAGAUGAGCAUCUUCCAGGAUUUAGGCUAUUAAAUUGGCAUUUCUUCUUCACUGCAAUGUUAUUUGUAUAUGGCCGCCUUCUCAGUCAACCACUCGUCAAUUCUGUUACUCCGGAAAAAUUUUUGUAUCAGUUUGUUAGCAGCCUUAUCAAGUAUCAAAUGGCUAUCUGUUACUUCUUGUACAUUGCAGGUUUUAUGUGGUUUAUUCUUACAUUGAAGAAGAACAUGUACAAGUAUCAGUUUCGCCAGUAUGCAUGGACGCAUAUGAUUCUGAUUGUAGUGUUCACACAGUCAUCCUUCACUGUGGCCAAUAUCUUUGAAGGAAUUUUUUGGUUUCUUCUUCCAGCGUCGCUUAUUGUCAUAAACGAUAUUUUUGCUUAUGUUGUUGGUUUUUUCUUUGGAAGAACACCAUUAAUCAAAUUAUCUCCGAAGAAAACGUGGGAGGGAUUUAUUGGAGCUUCUGUUACAACUAUGAUCUCUGCAUUUGUGCUUGCAAAUAUCUUGGGUCAAUUCCAAUGGCUAACCUGUCCAAGGAAGGAUUUAUCAACUGGUUGGCUUCAAAGCGACCCAGGUCCAUUGUUCAAGCGAGAGUAUUAUACUUUACCAGGAUGGAUUAGUCAAUGGUUUCCUUGGAAAGAGAUCUCUAUUUUGCCAGUUCAGUGGCAUGCUUUAUGCCUUGGUUUGUUUGCAUCAAUUAUAGCACCUUUUGGGGGCUUUUUUGCAAGUGGUUUCAAACGAGCUUUUAAAAUCAAGGACUUUGGUGAUAGUAUACCUGGACAUGGUGGAAUUACAGAUAGAAUGGAUUGCCAGAUGGUGAUGGCAGUUUUUGCAUAUAUCUAUCACCAGUCCUUCAUUGUGCGCGAGGGCAUCUCAGUUGAAAUGAUCUUGGACCAGGUCUUGACGAAACUUACUUUCGAGGAGCAGCAAACUCUUCUCACAAAGCUUGGGCAGAUCUUGCAGGACAGACUUGGACAUUCUUAAAUACACAGCUUAAUUCUGAGCAAACAAUCAUCUCGUUCGUUUCCCGAGCAUAUGUAUAUGGUGUUAUGAUCUUGUUUCCCAUUAAUUUAUCUUUAGCCAGGCAUUCUUUAUCCUCACACUGUAUAGUGUAACAUUUAAGCCAAUUAAUCAUUGAUUUAUAUAUACAUGAAA